AAAUACAAAAUGGCAAGCAAGUGGCUGUAUCCGCAGCACUGGGACAAAAAACCCUCUCUUUCACUCUUUAGUUGUUUCAGAGACGCUACCGAGCGAGAAAGUUCGCCGACGCUUCGCGGAAACUUCUCGGAUUCCUCUCGCAAAGAUUUUUCAGAUUUUGCUGUUUGGCUGCUCGGAAAACGGAAGACAACUGGAAUCCGAGUCGUAUUUUUGACGUUUGUUUGUUUGUUUGUUGGUGUGUGUCUGCGUAUGGGAAAUGGAAUUUUAAAUUUUGAAUUCUGAAUCUUCACAUUAAAGUGAAAGUUAGCUCUGUGUGAUUUGGAAGUUUUUGUGUGAUUGUUUUUUUUUUCCCUUUCACUUUCUCAGCAACCAAACAGGAGGUUGAGUUUUCGAGAACGGUGAAAGAAGAUGCAGACGAGGUACAUGGAGAGAUCCAACAGUAUGGCGAGGGAGAAGCGAAGUUUGGAUUCUUCUUCAGCUGAAGAAGGCCAGCCGGAUAGGAAACGUCCUGCUCUCGCUAGUGUAAUUGUUGAAGCUCUCAAGGUGGAUAGUCUGCAAAAGCUUUGCUCGUCUUUGGAGCCGAUUCUACGUAGAGUUGUUAGCGAAGAGGUGGAGCGUGCUUUAGCAAAAUUAGGCCCUGCCAAACUUACUGGAAGCAGGUCUUCUCCUAAACAAAUUGAAGGGCCCGAUGGAAGAAACUUGCAGCUGCAUUUUAGGUCCAGGUUGUCCCUUCCUCUUUUUACUGGCGGAAAAGUAGAAGGGGAGUGGGGUUCUGCAAUCCCUAUUGUCUUGAUUGAUGCAAAUACAAAACACAUCGUGACAUCAGGUCCGGAGUCUGCGGUGAAAUUAGACGUUGUUGUGCUUGAAGGUGAUUUUAACAACGAGGAUGAUGAGAACUGGACGCAAGAAGAAUUUGAGAGCCAUGUGGUGAAAGAGCGUGAAGGAAAGAGGCCACUUCUUACUGGGGAUCUGCAAAUUACACUGAACGAAGGUGUAGGAACACUUGGGGAAUUGACAUUUACCGAUAACUCUAGCUGGAUUAGGAGCAGGAAGUUUAGGCUAGGACUGAAAGUUGCUUCGGGCAAUUGUGACAACAUUCGUAUACGGGAAGCAAAAACAGAAGCCAUCACUGUUAAGGAUCACCGUGGGGAAUUGUACAAGAAACACUACCCGCCUGCGUUACAUGAUGAGGUCUGGAGAUUAGAGAAAAUUGGAAAAGAUGGAUCAUUCCACAAGAGGCUGAAUAAAGCUGGAAUUGUUACAGUUGAAGACUUCCUACGACUUGUGGUUAGAGACUCGCAGAGACUGCGGAAUAUUCUUGGAAGUGGCAUGUCAAAUAAGAUGUGGGAUGGACUCAUACAGCAUGCAAAAACUUGUCUUCUUGGUGGGAAACUCUAUGUCUAUUAUCCUGAGGAUGCAAGGAAUGUUGGUGUUGUUUUUAACAAUAUCUACGAGUUGAGUGGCCUAAUUACCGAUGAACAAUUUUACUCUGCUGAUUCUCUCUCGGAAACUCAGAAGGUCUAUGUGGACGGUUUGGUAAAAAAGGCAUACGACAACUGGAUGCAUGUUAUGGAGUAUGAUGGAAAAUCUCUUCUAAGCGUUAAGCAGCAGAAAAGUCCAGAUGUUUCUCUACCUGAGGUCCCAAUGGCCUCGCAAGAUUAUCCAAACUCAUGUGAACAGCAGUUCACCCUACCUAGCCUGCUAGCUUCAGUUUCUUCACAACCGCCUCCUAUGGAUUCCGGCCUAAACGUGGGAGGUUAUGAUGAUGGCAUGGCUGCCAGAUUCCCAAUACAGUCACAGAAUGGAAAUCUGAAUGCUCCAGUUCAGCUCGAUGACUUGUCAUUUCCUCUACAGAAUCAGCUGCCUAGCAUUUCACACCAUACGCAUUUUCAAAGAAAUGAAAACAUGCUUUCCCUUGGUCCACUACAGUCGUCCACAUCAGGCUUCCAGAAUAUCGGCACAUCCAAUCUAUCUUCUUAUAGGGGAGUCGAGGACCUCUUCCCAGAGGAAGAAAUUCGUAUGAGGAGCCAUGAGAUUCUUGAAAAUGAAGAUAUGCAGCAUCUGCUUCGUGUGUUUAACAUGGACGGUCAGGGUCAAGGCCACAGUUAUGGUCAUUCCUCCAUGAACGUCACUGAAGACAAUUAUCCUUAUUCGUCAUCAUACAUCCCCACUCCACAAGCGGACUACAGUAUUGAUGAUGAUCGGAGCCGUUCAUCUGGGAAAGCUGUUGUUGGCUGGCUCAAGCUCAAGGCAGCCCUUAGAUGGGGCAUAUUCGUCAGAAAGAAGGCUGCUGAGAGACGGGCUCAGCUUGUUGAGUUGGAUGAUUUGUAAAUAUCACAUGGACGAGGCAAAGUUGAUCCGAUGUUGGUGUCUCUAGGCUUCAUUUCUCCCUGCCUGCCUUAUUCCUGUCACGCUGCAGUUUCUGACUGAGAGUACUACGGUUGUGGACAUUAAUUGGCGGGUACAACCUCAAGCUCGAGCUCUUGUGAUGUUUCUUGAAUAUAAGCCACCGAUCUUGGGACAUCUCCGUGCGUGUACAGUUCAUGUGCAGUCAGCUUAUGUCUUCCAUCGACACCUUGCUUUACCGUUGUGUUUUACUGCAAGGGUUGUUUAACAACAUUCUUGCUUGCAAGUUCCGAAACCAACACAGGUUGAGCUGUUUCAACUUAAGGCCUUUGCUCCUACGAGACUAGCGAGAUUUUGGCUGGGAAUUGUUCCUGCGGCUAGAGAGAGCCAAGGGUUUUUUCAUGUUUACAUUUCCACGUAAUUAUGGCGGUUAUGUUAGUUAAAAUUGUGGCGUCAACUUCCGACACCAGCAAUAAGAAGUUUUAUGUUGAUUUAUAUUCAAUGUACCAUCAGAGCUUCCGACGUA
This is a messenger RNA of Pyrus x bretschneideri (Chinese white pear), 2872 nucleotides long. RefSeq names its product calmodulin-binding protein 60 B-like. The record is from RefSeq and is a predicted model, not a curated record. Gene Ontology annotation, biological process: regulation of salicylic acid biosynthetic process. The coding region runs from base 409 to 2331 and encodes 640 amino acids. Lineage: Eukaryota; Viridiplantae; Streptophyta; Magnoliopsida; Rosales; Rosaceae. Gene Ontology annotation, molecular function: calmodulin binding; DNA-binding transcription factor activity; sequence-specific DNA binding. The transcript has 9 exons. Gene Ontology annotation, cellular component: nucleus.